Messenger RNA from Akanthomyces muscarius, 369 nucleotides. RefSeq lists its product as uncharacterized. The transcript has a single exon. NCBI's taxonomy places the organism in Eukaryota, Fungi, Ascomycota, Sordariomycetes, Hypocreales, Cordycipitaceae. The record is from RefSeq and is a predicted model, not a curated record. Gene Ontology annotation, molecular function: manganese ion binding. Bases 1 to 369 code for a protein of 122 amino acids.
AUGUCGAUAUCUAUCCCCAAAUCGUUCAGCGCCAUCACAGAUACUUGGGCACCCCAUCUGGUCGCCAGUGUGAAUGGGCAACACAUCAAGAUUGCCAAGAUUGAUGGCUCAUUCGUCUUUCACUCGCAUCCUGAAUCCGAGGAAGUCUUUUACGUCUUGUCGGGCCGCCUGACCAUGAAAUUUGAGGACCGCGACGACAUCGUCAUGGAUACCGGCGACAUGUACGUUGUGCCCAAGGGUGUCCGCCACUGCCCGGUCGCAGACAAUGCACAAAUUAUGCUCGUCGAAGCUGCAGAUACGAUAAACACCGGCGAUGCCCCAGCAUCCGAGCGCACAAGAGCAGUCAACAACCGGUUUCACGGGAACUAG